Petromyzon marinus (sea lamprey) is the source of this 3786-nucleotide messenger RNA. Its product is annotated as popeye domain-containing protein 1-like. Gene Ontology annotation, cellular component: sarcolemma. Gene Ontology annotation, biological process: striated muscle cell differentiation; regulation of membrane potential; heart development. Gene Ontology annotation, molecular function: cAMP binding. Lineage: Eukaryota; Metazoa; Chordata; Hyperoartia; Petromyzontiformes; Petromyzontidae. The record is from RefSeq and is a predicted model, not a curated record.
UCGACGCAAACUCCACGCGCGCUUGGCCGCGACACGGGAAGAACACGCGUGUGCGUCCCUCCUCCUUCCGAGCAGCAGGACAAGCACACGUUCUCCACUCGUCCCACACCACCGACGUUAGCCAACUCUGCCCCAGCACACCGCAUUUGUCCAUCCUAAAAUAGCGCGCGGACGCUCACGGAGAGAGAGAGAGAGAGUCGCGCGCGGCACAGCCCAGGGCAGUCAACGCACCAGCACCACCACCACCAGCAGCAGCGUUGGCAUAUUGCUGCCCAGAGCCCCCGGACCACAAGAGCGAAGCAUGGCAGCACAGCCACCCACGGCGGGCGGCGGCAACGUCGCCGCCUCCGCCGCCUCGCUGGUGGCCGCGUCGACUCUGAGGGGCCUCCUGGGUCUGGCCGCCUCCUCCACGGCGCUGCCCCUGGCGGGCACGGCGUCUGUCGACGCGCAGGGGCCCGCCGCUCACCGUGGCGCCGCGGCGACCUCCUCCUCGUCGUCGCCCAACGCCACCUCGGGCGACGAGGGCGAGCCGUGCGUGGCGUGGAUGGAGGUGCAGCACUUGACCUUUCACGUCGCUAACGCCUGCUUCCUGCUGGCCCUCCUCGUGCCCAGCACCGUCUUCCUGCACAUGGUGUUGUUUCGGACGCUCCUGGGUGCAGGUUGUGCUCUGUUUAUCACGUGGGCGGCGUUGUACCGCUGCGCCAUUGACAUCGUGGUGUGGAAUUCAAUCUUGCUCGCCAUAAACCUCGUGCACCUUGUCUACCUGCUCUACCGAAAUCGCCCGGUGAAAGUGCACGGCGAGCUGAAGCGCGUCUACCGCCGGCUGUUCGAGCCGCUCAACGUGUCGCGCGAGCUCUUCCAGACGCUCACGGGCCAGUUCUGCACCAUCAUGCGGCUGUCGGCGGGGCAGCCGUACAGCGUGGAGGAGCGCACGUCUACCGACGGCCGCCUCAGCAUUCUGCUCAAGGGCAAAAUGAGGGUGACCCAUCGCGAUCACUUCCUGCACAACAUCUACCCCAACGCCUUCGUCGACUCGCCAGAGUUCCGCUCCACACAGCUGCACCGCGGAGAAAAGUUCCAGGUGACGAUCACUGCCGACGAAGACUGCGAGUUUCUGUGCUGGCAUCGGGAGAGGCUGACCUUCUAUCUCGAGGUGGAGCCGUUCCUGAAGGAAGUGUUCAAAUACCUCAUCGGGAAGGACAUCACCAACAAGCUGUACUCCCUCAACGACCCCACACUCAACAUCAAGGCGGCGAAGUGCCUGGACCGACAGCCAUCGCUGUGCUCCCACCUGUCCCUGACGCAGGUUCGUAACAGCCUGGCCAGCUCGUCCGACCCCGAGGAAGGACUCGCCCAGCUCCGCUCCACCUCGUCCAAUGGGGGCGGUGAGUGAAAUUGGGCAUUCCCUCACAUAUGCUGCCCAUUGAAGAAAUCGGGGAAGAUGAUGUUUUCCAGGACAGGUCAUGAAAAAAAAGACCCACUGAAUAUUGCAACCAACAUCCACCCAGUGACCAGUGAAAUACAGACAUUGCUGUGGGAUUGACUCUGAACAGUCUUUAUGUACACACAGCAUAUAGAAACCCUGGCCAAUUACAAGCACUAAAUAAAGUAUCUGAAAGUAUCAGGCUCUUUCAACUUGGAUGUAACAAUCCCCUUCAUGCUCCUAUGCCAACAGUUGGGAGCCUGCUGCUAACUCGUCCUAUGGUGGCUCUCCGAUGCCAUAAUUUGCUGAAGCGGAGCUUCUGAUUGCACUAUACAUUGUGCCAACGACGGGGCCUGUAAUGGUAGCCAAAGUAUGACCUUUGAUUAAAGCUUUCGUGACUGCAGUAAUUCAUAUGUAUGACCUGUUUCGUGCACAGUACAUUGCGUUCCCGGGUAAUCUACGUCUGGACUACCGCGUAGGGAUACCCGGUUGCGCCGUGUAAAUAUAUAUCUGAUGUAUUUGUGGUCGUACCCCGUGUUGUUCGUCGGGACUUCAGAAACUUCGCUGGAAGCUUCUUUCCAUUUGAAACGAUGUCCGACAUUUCGCUGCAUGUGCUGGGAGCUCCUUCAGCAAGCUUAGGAAUGAGCUCUUAGCACGUGGGGUGGUAAACGUCGGACAUCUUUGCCGAACCAUGAUGCGUAUACAACCCGAAAACACAUUUGUAAUUUCUGUAUUAUUAUGUGUAUAUAAAAAAUGUAUUCAAACAAAUGCAACAAUCAUCCAGUAUAAUUGUUCUUGAAGCACAGAUAAAAAAAGCACAAAUGUUUUAAGAGACACAACAUAUCAUUUAUUGCAGAUAGUUUUACAUCAAUCAUUCAAUCUCAGCCAACACUCAACGUCACCUCAAAAAGUAUUAUUUUUGUCCCCAUUAUUGCCAGACAUCGUGUAAAAGGUAGAGGCGCAGCCUGCAUUUCCUACUCGUGCCACUGCUGGCAGAUGGGGCUCCACGAGAGGGGGCUCUGGAGAGCCCCUUUGAGGCGGGGGAGUAAUUUUGACUCUUCCACGCUGGGCAAACAUCUUUGAAGAGGAUUUUGUACACGAUGUAUAUAUAAACGUUAUGAACUUGUGACCAAUGUCGAUGGCUAAACUUCUAAUAGGAUACUCGUAAGCGUUGUUUAGGCUGGACAGGACUAAAACGAUGUUUGUCGUAAGUGUUGUACCACACAUUUUCCACGAAUGCUCUGACCGCUUUGGUGUGUGUGCAUGUUGUAUACUUCCCACAGGAUUAUAAGAUCGGCGUCGCUAUGUUCUCACAGGUCAGCAAUCUUUAAGACUCGAUGGUACAUUCCAUAACUAAAGGUUCAUCCUGUUCCUUAGGAUAUAGUAGUUUUUGGUUUCUUAGUACACCAAGCGAACGGAUUUGAAAAUAAUCAUUUUCUCGGAACAUGAUAAUAACUUUUUUUGAGGUGACUGCGAGUAACCAGCUGUAGUUUCACAUCGCUCAGUGCAAUGAUACUACUCAGAUUUAUGUUCCAUUAGAAGUUAAGAUUACGUUUAAAAAUCACGAAUUACUUGUACACACUUUACGUCGGUAACGCUAAACACACGAACAUUCAUUAUGAACGAUCAAAGACAAUUGUCUGACGUUGUGAUUUAAAAGUGUCUUACAGAAAUUCAGUCAAUUUAAACCAACACGUCACCACAAUUUAUUGUUUUUCUUUUGUGUAACCAGUUUUCUGCGGGAAGACUUAAAGUCAAAUUGUGUAUACGCACACAAUAAAACGCAUCCCACGACUAUUGUUUUUGUGGAGUUUUAUAAAAGGAUGAACAUUCAAGUUUGUAGCGAGCACGUUUUAACGCCUCUGAUUUUUCAUCUGAUUCAAACCCCGAGAUAUUUCAAUGCUUGCAUCUCUCAUUGCCACUGACAAAAAAUGAAUUCCCUCAAGUUAAAAAUGUUUACAUAACGAUGCAGAAAUUACGAUGCACUUUCGAAUGACUUGUACUAUUUUACUGUUCAACGCCUGGCAGAGGUCAGACUACACGUUAAUGCAAGCAUAAUUUUUGCAAAAAGAAAAGUUUCAAAAAUUUACAUGGUUUGGAGUCUCAUUACAAAAACAUGACUGAAACAGUAAAAACAAAGUGUUUACAGACAUAAAAUCAUAGUUAAUUAGAAAAUAAUGAUAUAUUUCUUCUGGACACAACAGUGUUCUCUCCAGAAGGGAUGAUAACACUUUUUUGUUUCAAAUAUAUAUAUAUUUUUUUUAUCUCAAAACGAAUCCAAAAAGACGACCCGGCAGGGCAAAUAGGUUACUUCCACGGUCUAGUUGAUUGGUUUCAUUACGAAGUGUUGUAAUUAAGGACAA